GGCCAGGGUGCGGCCGCACCUCCAACACCCUCCUAAGCUCCGCCCUGCCUUAUACUGCAUUAUUCAAUUUUUUUAAACACAGGAUUAUUCAGAAAAUAUUGGAAAUUACAAUUUUAAUCAGUGAGGUCAGAUUUUGGUGAUGAAUCAUAUUGCAAGUUCGGAUUUCAUAUCAGCACUGCUGUAGGUAUCGCAAAACUAGCUUGACGCUCGGCUCCGGAAGCGCCGCAAGUUAAAGUGAGAGGAAAGGAGGAGGUAUGAGGCUGCUGAAGAGAGGAAGAAAGAUGAUGGGAGCUACAAUUAUGCUACACAAGAAGUGACCCACUUCUAACUGUAGAUACGUCUAUAAGAAGCACGCUUGUGGUAUCCAAGGACUGAACUCUCCAUUUCGAAGAUGUCGGCGUCGGCGUUUUUUAUUCUGGACCUGAAGGGAAAGGUCUUGAUCUGUCGUAACUACAUGGGAAACAUGGACAUGAAUGAGAUUGACCACUUCAUGCCGUUUCUAAUCAAGCGGGAAGAAGAGGCAGAGAUGACUCCAUUGAUCACUCAUGGCUCCUCGCACUUUCUUUGGAUAAAACAUAACAACCUGUACUUGGUGGUCAUGACCAAGAAGAAUGCCAAUGCUGCUCUGGUGUAUUCCUUCCUUUAUAGAAUUGUCCAGGUGUUCCAAGAGUACUUUAAGGAGCUGGAGGAAGAAAGUAUUCGUGACAACUUUGUGACUGUGUAUGAACUGAUGGAUGAAGUCAUGGAUUUUGGAUUCCCACAAACAACUGAUAGCAAAAUUCUUCAAGAGUACAUUACCCAGCAGGGUCACAAACUGGAGAUUGGGGCUGUUCGACCUCCUGCCACUGUCACUAAUGCUGUGUCCUGGAGGUCGGAGGGCAUCAAGUACAGGAAGAAUGAAGUUUUUAUGGAUGUCGUUGAGUCUGUAAAUCUAUUGGUGAAUGCCACUGGCAGUGUCCUGCGGAGUGAAAUAUUGGGCUGCAUCAAGCUUAAAGUCAUCCUUUCUGGGAUGCCUGAACUCAGGCUGGGACUUAAUGACAAAGUGCUGUUUGAAAUCACAGGCAGAGAGAAGAGUAAAAGUGUGGAGCUAGAGGAUGUGAAAUUUCAUCAGUGUGUUCGUCUGUCACGCUUCCAGAAUGACCGCACAAUUUCUUUCAUCCCACCUGAUGGCGAAAGCGAGCUCAUGUCCUACCGGCUCAACACUAUGGUGAAGCCACUCAUAUGGAUCGAGAGCGUGAUAGAGAAGUUCUCCCACAGCCGUGUCGAGAUCAAGGUGAAGGCUCGUAGUCAGUUUAAGAGCCGUUCAACUGCCAACAAUGUGUCUAUUUUGGUGCCAGUGCCCAGUGACGCCGACUCACCAAAGUUCAAGACCAGCACCGGCAGUGCCAAGUGGGUGCCCGAGAAGAAUGUGGUGCAGUGGAACAUCAAAUCUUUCCCUGGUGGCAAGGAGUACUUGAUGCGGGCGCACUUUGGGCUACCCAGUGUGGAGGCUGAUGAGUUGGAUGCAAAAAGACCAAUCACUGUUAACUUUGAAAUCCCCUAUUUUACUGUGUCUGGCAUUCAGGUGCGUUAUCUUAAAAUUAUUGAAAAGAGUGGAUAUCAGGCUUUGCCUUGGGUGCGCUACAUCACACAAAGUGGAGAUUACCAGCUCCGGACAAACUAAAGGGCGAAGAUGCUGCUAGACGAAUGGCCCGCUGUGUCUUCCUCCCAUGUCCUUCUGUCUCUCAGCUCCUUUCUGUGUGCAUGAGACAGCAGGAAAAUCCCCACCCAUUUUGUGCACAAACACUUUAACACUACAAGUCAAGUUCCAAUUUAUUUAAGAUUUCCCCUUUUUUAAGACAUUCAUGCAGAGGGUUUUUCUUCAAAACAUUGAAUAACAAAUCGCCCUUUUAAUUUUUUGCUUGACUCAGUAGCUUCACAGAGUGACAACCAGAGAUCAAUGCGAGCCAGUGACCACUUUGCAAGUAUUUGCAUAAUUUAAUCAUCAUGGAACCUUUUAGCAUUUUAGAACCUGGAUGUGUUCUUUGUGAACAAGUCAUCUACUAUCAGAACCUCUGUUGUAUGUUUAUUGACAAAAUAUAUUGUUUAUGUAUUAUCACCCCUAGCACUGUGAACACAAUCCUCAGUCAAGUGAACCUAACACCAGCCAGCAGGUCAAUGAUUAAUAAGUGACAAUAUUCUCUGAGACUGAGGCAGUGUAAUAUUACACCGCUAACAGGCCCGCAGAGCCUGUAACCUUGUCCUUGCGCUCAAAACCCACUUGCAGCUUUGAAGAGUCAUCAAGAGUGAGUUGCAUGCAAUAAUGCUGUCAUUUCUACAUGUAUUUUUUUUACAAAAUCACACUUAUUUCCUUGUUCCUUUUUUAUGAAGAGAAGUUAACAUAUCCUAAAGGGACUGCUUGACAAUACUUACCACUACUGGCCAAAAUAUUUAGAGUACGGUAUUGUACAGUUUCUCAUAAUAAGUGUAUUUGACUCUGAACCGAUUUAAUACAAAAUUUUUUGUUAUUUGUUGGCAAUAAUUUAUCAUUCACUGACUGGCAUAUGAAGUAAUUACAUAUAUUUGAAAAUAAAGGUCUUCUACAUUCUAAAGUAUUGAGC
This is a messenger RNA of Corythoichthys intestinalis (scribbled pipefish), 2600 nucleotides long. RefSeq names its product adaptor related protein complex 1 subunit mu 3 (gene ap1m3). The record is from RefSeq and is a predicted model, not a curated record. Gene Ontology annotation, cellular component: clathrin-coated vesicle; clathrin adaptor complex. Gene Ontology annotation, biological process: vesicle-mediated transport; intracellular protein transport. Lineage: Eukaryota; Metazoa; Chordata; Actinopteri; Syngnathiformes; Syngnathidae. Gene Ontology annotation, molecular function: clathrin-cargo adaptor activity. Bases 392 to 1663 code for a protein of 423 amino acids. The transcript has 13 exons.